GCGAUCAACUAAUCAUAAAAUAGCUUACAACGUCAACAUGAAGUUACCCGGAUGAACGCCCGGAUGCUUUCUUCGCCAUUCAAAACAUUCUGACAGGUGAUCUGAAAAGUGAAAAGAUUUCCCUGCGGACGAUCGUUCGCUCGGGACUCACGGAAAAUUAAAAUGGCAGGCAAAGAUUUAUCUAAAACUUUUGAAGAGGUGGAGUCAGAAGAUUAUAGUAUCGAAACAAGUAUGCCAACAGAUAUUACAAUGUCUCCAGACCAUAGUGAUGGGGAAAUUCGAAACAAGAAGAAACACAUCACAAAACAUUUAAUAGAACGUAAACAAAUGAUACACGAUAUGCAGCUACUUAAAAUUGAACUUUCACAGAAGAAUCUAGCACUUGAAAAUAUGAAAGUCGAACAUUUGCAACAAACCGAGGAGCUUGAAGAACGACUACAUGAUAUAACACAUCAAAAACAGAUUUUGCAAGCCAGACUUGAAUCUGAACUUCACAUUCAGUCUGAAGAGGCACGUAAGCGUCAAGAACUCAUCAAGCGAGAGUUAGAUGCUGUUCGUGCCAGGCAGCAACAGCUUGAAGCAACCAAUGAAAGGCUGCAAGAAAAGGCUGGAGAUGUUAGAAGAUCUCUCAGAGACUUAAGUCUAUCUGAGGAGCGUUUCUUCCAGCUUCGCUCUAUUUCUGAAGAAGACUUAUCUCUGAGAGAGUUUGUUGCUAUGCGUUUAUACGAGGCAACAAAACCCCUUCAAACAGAGAUCUCACAAGUGAGGCUACAAAACAAAACAUUGGAGGAGGAAGUGGCUGUCAUGUCUAGAGAUUUGCUGGACUUUCAGAAGAAGUUGGAAGAGGAGAGGCAGGCUCAUGGUGAGCUGCGGGUCAGGUACCAGAAAAUUAUGACGGAACAUGUGGAAACGUCAAGUAAACUUAAGCUGGAUGAUUACAGGGUUGAAAAUUAUGACAAAGUUAAAAAUGAAAGAGAUUUCUUUGAGAAAGAUCACAUGGAGUCCGCCAGACAGCUAGUCACACUGGAGGCAUCUUUUGCCUGUCUACAGAAGGAGAGAGAUGAGCUCAGCUCAGAUCUCUCAGCAUCAAAGCAAACAAUAGCUCUGCUAAAACAAGACAAGGACUACCUGACACGUCAGUACUCCGAGGUCACACACAAACUGGCAUAUGGGGAAGAACGGUUGCAACAGCUGACACGUCAACUGGAAGAUGCAAAACUGGCCAGGGAGGAGAUGUACGAGAAAUAUGUUGCCUCAAGGGACCAGUACAAAUCAGAUUAUGAAAAUAAGUUGAAAGAAGAGCUGGAACAGAUUCGAGUGCGAACCAAUGGAGAGAUUGACAGGUUGCGAACUUCUACCAGAGAGAUGUACGAAAGGGAAAACAGGAACUUGAGAGAAGCCAGAGACCUGGCCUUGUCUGAGAGGGACAGAGCUUUGGGGACAGAAAGGGAGACAAACACGAAAUUUGAACAGCUUUUAUCAGAAUUCAGACAGCUACAAACAACCUCAGAGAGCCGACUGUCUGAGAUACAGAAUGAGCUGAAGAUUAAAAUGUUUGAGGCAGAAAGAACACAAAUGAUCCACAGUGAGACUGUAGCCAACCUGUCACAUGCCAAUUUGGAAAUAGAAAAGUUGCAGAAAAAACAAGAAGUUUUAACAAAAGAAUAUUAUGCACUUCAAACUUCUUUUGAAAAAAAAGUAGUAGAGCUUGAAACAGCAAUCUCUGAGAAGAAAGCCAAACUUGAAGCGUACGAAAAGUUGGAGCAGGACCUUGAUGCUGUAGUAAUGCAGGCAGCUGAAGUUGAAGAUGAAAAAGAUGCUGAAAAAGUUUUGUUUUCCUAUGGCUAUGGUGCCAAUGUGGCAAGUACUGCCAAGAGGAGAAUGCAGCAGAGUGUUCAUUUAGCCAGAAGAGUUCUACAACUGGAGAAAACAAAUACUGGAUUGAGAAGGGAAAUUCAAGAGGACAAAAAUAAAAUCAAUUCACUUAUCAAGGAGGUGGAGUCGACCAACAGCUUGUUGGAACAGUCCCAUCAGCCCUACAGCUACCUCAUACAGUCCAUCAAGGCCAGGGAUGGCCAGAUAGAGAAACAGAUGGCUGUCAUCAAUGUUCUCGAGGAGGAAGUCAGAAAACUGGAGAAAGAAAGAGAUGACUUAGCUCGCACACAGAACCAAAUGAGUUUAGAUUUGGAAAGGCUGCUGAAUCAAAAAGAAGAAAUGGCAGUGAUGAAGCAGGUUGUGUUGAGUCUCUCUGAGCGCAAGUUUGAUGACGACAAAGUCAAGUCACGUGACUUCUGCGCCCCAAAGAGUUCCUCUACCACCAGCUACAGACUGCAGCGAGACUUUGAGAUGCACGAUGAUCCAGAUGUCGUCAAGCCAGGGGCCCUGCACCUGACCAAACCCAGGUCACCCCAGAGGUCAAGGCCAGAUGUGAAGCCUCAAAGUUCUAAAUAUUCUAAAGUGUAUGGAGUGGUCAAGUCUUGACCAGAGUGGACAGUGGUCAAGUAGGGAACAGUUUUAUCAUCAAAGCUUUUUCUGUGAUCUUUAAAUAUAACUUCUGACUUAUAAAAAACAGCUCAUUUAGUACCAAACAUAGCUCAGUUAGUAACAAAAAUAGCUCAUACUCAUAUAUUUGAUUUUCAUUGUACUAUAAUUAUAUUCUUGUGUAUAAUAAAAUACUUACAAAUACUUAGCAUUUUUUUUUACAUGAUUACACUAAUUACAGUAAUUACUGAAUUACAAUCAGGGAUUAUAAAAGUAACAAU
Molecule: messenger RNA, 2762 nt
Organism: Physella acuta
Lineage: Eukaryota; Metazoa; Mollusca; Gastropoda; Physidae
Product: progesterone-induced-blocking factor 1
Biological process (GO): cilium assembly
Cellular component (GO): microtubule organizing center
Source: RefSeq, a predicted model, not a curated record